AUGUGGGUGUUCACAGGGCCACCGUCAUCCGCGCUGGCCGCCCUAGCGCUGGCGCUGUUCCUGCUCAACUCGAGCGUCGCCAUGCGCCGCGCUCUAGGCCGCGGCGACGCCUGGGUGGCAGCGUUCGUUGCGGCCGCCACGGUGCUUGUGACCGCUCUCCUCGCCACGGUGCGCGCGCACGAGCGAGCGCGCGAGGAGAGGCGCCGGGGCCUGUUCAAGGCCGCGGCGUGGGCUCAGUCCGCGGCGCUCACGGCUAUUUUCGCGCACCGUGUCGCCGCCGCGCUCGCGCAGGCCCCAGCCAUGGCUUGCCUGGUUUGGACAAUGGCCGGCACCACGAUAGCCGGAGGGUUCUUCUGCCUCUUUCUGCAUGGUCGUCGGGAUGACACUGACGUCGUCGCUGGUGACCGCGAUGCACGACGAGCGUAG
Molecule: messenger RNA, 426 nt
Organism: Miscanthus lutarioriparius
Lineage: Eukaryota; Viridiplantae; Streptophyta; Magnoliopsida; Poales; Poaceae
Source: the annotation of a GenBank genome assembly